UGUUUCAAUUGCCCAUUAAUAAAAUAUCAUCACUUCCCGAAAGUUACCGGGUCGUUUUUCCAAUAUGUUUUAGAGAUUUUUAUCACAAUCCUUCAUCUUUUCCCCCGCGCUCUCUACAUCAUGGAGGGCAAUGAGACAGCUAAGGGAUGGCCGCUUGGUCUUGGAAACAUGACCGCCAGAAUUAGAGUGGCAGCGCCACCACAACCUCCUCUCGCCUCUCGCAUCUUCCCUUCCACCAUCAGUUUCACCUCAUUCUCUUCCUCCAAUCUGGAUACUGAGUCCACAGCAUCUUUCUUCCCAGACCCAAGUGUGCCGUUAGGCCGGCUAAUUGGGAUUAGGGCGUCUGGUAAGGUCGACCCGCCUGAACAGCCCCGGGAAACAACUAGCGGCAGGUGCCGUGCAGGAUUACGCAAAGGCCAUGAGAAUUCGCAAGGACACUGUGCUCCCUUGCUGCAUCAUGUGAUUAGGAAGAUAGGCCGGAGUGGAACCACCUCUAAUGACUGCGAUGACUAACUUCACUUGUGUAGUAAAUUUUAGGAAUUUUCCAUUUAACGCUAUCCCCUUUCUUCAUGUUAUCAAAAUUUCAUUUCGUCUCACUCUCUACUCUUUUGGUGCU
Molecule: messenger RNA, 616 nt
Organism: Sesamum indicum (sesame)
Lineage: Eukaryota; Viridiplantae; Streptophyta; Magnoliopsida; Lamiales; Pedaliaceae
Source: RefSeq, a predicted model, not a curated record